Molecule: messenger RNA, 2244 nt
Organism: Guillardia theta CCMP2712
Lineage: Eukaryota; Cryptophyceae; Pyrenomonadales; Geminigeraceae
Exons: 7
Coding region: 1-2244 (747 amino acids)
Biological process (GO): protein phosphorylation
Cellular component (GO): actomyosin contractile ring
Molecular function (GO): calcium ion binding; myosin heavy chain kinase activity; protein binding
Source: RefSeq, a predicted model, not a curated record
AUGGCUCUCCAGAAGGUGGCGGGGCAAGUUCAACCUGAAUCUCUCACUGACACCCAGCUGCGAGAGAUUGUGCGUCUACUGCCAGAGGAGGUGGAGCACUUCCGUAAAAUGUUCGAACUUGCAGCUGGAAGCGGUCAGACUACCUUGCAGGGCAGAUUGGCAGUCGCCUUCUUCGCUCGCUCUGGUUUACCGCAACAAACUCUCAAGACCGUGUGGGCUACAUGCGAUCGAGGACAGAAAGGCUUCUUGACUCGCUCUGAGUUUGUUCUCGCCGCCAGGCUGGUGGCACUUUCUCAGGUCGGUCUGCGGCCUACAUUGGAACAGCUCAUCAACUACAAGCAAAAGUUUCCGAUCCCCAAGUUUGAACUGCCAGACAACAUCUACACCGACGACUUUGAUGUCUCCGAGUCGGAAAGAGCAAUCAAGCACGAAUAUGACACCAACACUCAGAAGUGGAGGAGAACUCUGGUCAAUGUCGUCAUCGAUCGGUACGCAUUUGCCGAAGGCGCCAUGCGAGCCGCGUAUCACAUGAGAGAUCUGUCGGCCAGCGGAGAGAAGUCUCAGUUUGUCGCCAAGAUCGCAAAGGUGAUAGGAACGCCUGUAGCCCAGUACUUCGACGAUGUUCGGAUGCAAACUGAAGCUCAAAAGUGGGCGCAUGAGUUUAACGGCAAGAACGUGCCGAAGCGCGUGGAGUUUAUCGCCGCCUAUGUCAUGGAGCUGAUUGACCGUCCCAACCGACCGAUUUGCGGGGUCGAGCUGUUUGUUCCAGGGCAGUACGUCAAGUACAACAACAACUGGGAUUGGAGCGACGACCGCCGAAACACCCCGCAGGCCUUUUCACACUUCACCUGGGAGGCAAGCAACCACCAGCUGCUCAUCUGUGAUAUUCAGGGAGUGGCGGACAAGUACACGGACCCGCAGAUUCACUCGAUCAACGGAGGAGGAUACGGGCAGGGGAACCUGGGGAUGAAGGGGAUCAUGAAGUUCCUCGAGAGUCACACGUGCAAUCACAUCUGCAGAUUCCUCAAACUCCCGGCAAAAGCCAGCAAGCGAACAGACGUGGGGACUGUGGUGAUGGGAGGACACGGGCAAGGAACGCAUGCUCCGCAUCAGACCAAGUCUCCUGGCAAGAUGGAGGAGGUGGUGAGGAACCUCCAGGUGCAAUGGCAGCAGCAGCUGCAGGGGCUGCAGCAGCAGGCGCAGAACAUCGCAAUGGCAAAGUUGAAUGCAGAGAGGAGAAAGAUGCAAGAACAGCACAUGUUAGAGCAGAAGGAGCAGCAGAGACUGCUAGAGAUGGAGCGACGAAGGCUGGAGGAAGAGAAGAUGAGAUGGCUGGAGUCGGAGAAGAAGAAGCUGGGAGACCAGAUGGAGCGAAGGCUCGAGGACGAGAGACGGAGGGUUGAGAAGGAGGACGUCCAAGAGUUUCACGUUGCUGGAGGACCGCUGGACAGACCUUCAGCUGGGCAGAGCAUGCGGAGGAUCAUCGGGCAAGUGGAUCCUGCAGGGCUGACGGAGCUCUUUGACCUCAAGAAGCCUCUGCCUCCACACAAGGAGGCGAACGUGGGCGCGAUGGCUGCGAGACGAGACUCAGGUGGAGGAGACAGUCUACAUGAGCUGCAGCUCUUGAAGGAUGCGCUUCCCGAGCACUGGGUGCGAUUCGAGGAGACUCAAACCUUUUUUUCCGUCCUCCCCGCCUCUGCUCCUCCUCCUGCUCCUCCUCCUGCCCCCGCCCAUGCUCCUGCUCCCGUUCCCGCUCCCGCAAUCGCCCCAGCUGCAGCCCCAGCUCUUGUUAAUCGUCCUCCUCGCUUCCAACACGGGCUUGACGAACUUCACGGAAUCGUCUUGGACUUCGGGCAUGUGACUCCUAGGGUCGAUCAGAUGGCAGCCUCGAACGAUGAGACAGCAGCAGCAGCAGCAGCAAGAGGAGGGGAGAGCAGGGCGGUGGAUGAAGGAGCGAGAAAAGGAAGCGAGAAGGAGGAAGAGGCGCAGGAGGCGAAGAAUGAGUUCGACACGUGCAUGGAAGACAAGGACAGGAACUCAGGGGAUCUGAAAAACUGCAUGCUCCUCAAGGUAUCGCAAGAGCUGGACAAGAUGCAGGACAAGAGUUGGACCCCGGCGCAGGAAGAGAGGCGAGUGAAGAUAGAGGAGGAGCAUCCCUGCUUUGCGUUUGCCAAUCACCACGUGGCGAAGGUGAAGGAGAGGAGUAGUUCAUUGCCCAAGCAGCUCAUGAUGACACAACAAUGA